Messenger RNA from Cydia splendana, 1726 nucleotides. Its product is annotated as putative nuclease HARBI1. The record is from RefSeq and is a predicted model, not a curated record. Lineage: Eukaryota; Metazoa; Arthropoda; Insecta; Lepidoptera; Tortricidae. The transcript has 2 exons. The coding region runs from base 151 to 1383 and encodes 410 amino acids.
AUGCUGAACGCUGAGGCUGAAGCCUUGUUCGGACUAGGCUAGUAUUUUAGUCUAGUGGCGAGUAAUUUAGUAGCUAAACUAUUCGCUACUGCCUAAAAAUCGUUCGCAUUACAGUCGAGUAAAGCUCACAAGUCAGUGGUACUCUGCAAGAUGAACAGCCUACAGCGUAAUAAAGUCAAUAAACUGAUAAAGCUAAUCGUAACGGCUAUUUUAGAAGAGGUGGAUGAGGAAAUUUGCGUGAUUAAUAAAAAGAAGCUGGGGAUACGAAAAUGGAUCAAUAGAAGAAAUUACCUAGGAGGUACUAAUUGUCUUCUAAAGGAAUCAGCAUUGGAAGAUCCCAACGAAUACUUGAAUAGCUUGAGGAUGUCCGAAAGUUGUGUGAAUUUUCUUUUAAUGAAAAUACAGUCUACGAUUCAGCGUAAAGAUACCCUUUUAAGAAGUGCAAUACCUGCAAUUACAAAAUUACAAGCAGUUCUAUACUUUCUUGCUACUGGAUGUAGUUUAAGGACACUCACACAUAUAUUUAGACUCGGAAAAUCAACUAUAUCUGAAUUCAUCAUCGAAGUUUGUGAAGCUAUCUAUGAAGCAUUAAAAGAAUUUAUCAAGGUUCCUACUACUGCAGGCUGGAAUGCAAUUGAAAAUGGUUUUCGAAAUCAGUGGAACUUUCCAGGCUGCUGCGGAGCACUCGAUGGCAAACAUUUUGUCAUGAAGGCACCCCCUGACUCAGGAAGUUUAUACUAUAAUUACAAAGGCACAAACAGUAUUGUCUUAAUGGCCGUUGUAGAUCAUAAUUAUUGCUUUAGUUAUAUAGACGUUGGGUGCAAUGGAAGGGUUUCUGAUGGGGGCGUAUUUCGAAACUGUAGCUUGUACCAAGAAUUAGAAAACGGUGUUCUACCAGAGGGUUAUGUCCUAGUUGGCGACAAUGCAUUUCCCUUGAAAGAAUACUUAUUGAAACCUUAUCCAGGAAAUCGAUUAACCUUACAGCAAAAAAUUUUUAACUAUCGCUUGUCUCGGGCUAGAAGAAUAGUAGAAAAUGGUUUCGGUAUACUAGCUGCUAGAUUCAGAGUGUUUGAGAAACCGAUGCCCUUCAGUCCUGAGAAAAUUGUUACGAUAGUAAAGACAUGCUGCGCUUUGCAUAAUUGGCUCCGACGAACAAAACUACAGAACAAACAGUAUGAAUACACAGUAGACACAGAAGAUUUUGAGACAGGAACUGUCGUUUCUGGUAAUUGGAGAAAUGAACCACAGCCUCUCGGAAUGCAACCGCUACCCGCUUCUUUAAGUAACCGAUCAUCGCAAAGGUCUACAGAUCGCCGGGACAGAUAUGCGCAAUAUUUUGUCGGAAGCGGGUCUGUCCCAUGGCAGACAAGAAUGAUACAUUGAAAAAUUACUACCCUCUGGUAUAAGUAGAUAAGUAGGUACUUACCAAAUUACUUUCACUUGUUGUAAGUAUUGAAUUUAAAUUUCGCAGGGAUGCAUCUAAUAUACUGAACCAUUUUACUGAUGGAAUAUAAACUGUGUCCGUUCCCGCGCCUGAAUUUUUAGAUUCCUUUAUUUUUUUUAACUCCUGCGAAUAGGUAGAUCUAAAAAAAAGUAUAUCACGUUAGGUUAGGUUACUUCUUAAAACUAUGGUAGUAAAAAUAAUUAAGAGCUAAUUGUAUCUUUGAACAUGUUUAAUUGUUAAAUAAUUAUGCCUUUGAAAUAAAAUAACACCAUUAUUCACUAA